UUUUUGUUUUUUUUUUUUUUUUGUUAAAUAAAAAAAAAUACAAUCCACUGAAAGACCCUGUCUCGAUCGACCAGUCUAACUGACAUCGUGAGAGAGUUGUUGUCUGUUUGGGUUGUCCGUCGCCCCUUUUCCUUGUACACGCUGUCCACCCUCACCUCCUCCUCCUCCUCCUCCCCCCACCGCGAGAAAUCCUCGCGAUCCCCGCGAGAUGCCCUUCUUUUCUCGCGUCUUCCGCGGCAAGGACUCCGCCGCUGCGAAGAAGAACGCGAAAAACGCCCUGGUGGAGAAUCUCGGGCCCGCGAAGCCUAGAUGGACGGACGCCUGGCAACGGACGGAGGUUGCUCCCGAGGAGGUCCACGACCUCAUCCGAGGCUGCACCCAGGAGUUGAAGGCGCGAGCGCUCGAUACCCCCUUCCUGCUGCUCCCCUACCGUCCCGCCUCCGAUCCCAGUGCCGCCCGCUCCUGGGUACGCAAUUAUUUCACCAGCGCCGUCGACAAGUCUGCCCCCUGGACCGGUGAUGUUCUGGUGCAAGAACUGCGCCUCACGGAUCCACUGGUCAUUUGCAGUGUUCUGAAAUGGUGCUGGAGCAGAUUGCCUGGAGGUGUCGUCACCUGGGAAGCUUAUGAACUGUUCAAAGUCGGCGAACAGGACUCGCAACUAGCCCGCGACGCAUUUUCCACCUUCAUCCCCAUCAGCGUUGACUCCGAUGCUCGUACCAGAAUCAUCUUCGAUUUCUUCGAUCUACUCUCUGCCAUUGCCGCCCAUGGCAAGUCCAACGGCCUCGGCGGCCGCAAGCUCUCGCGCUAUGCUGGAUGGUGGGCCUUUGAGCAUACGGACAACGGCAAAGGCUUCGAGGCCUCCUACAAGAACUGGACUGCAGCGGCGGACGCGACUAGCCAUCUGUUCUUCGCUUACCUGCGAUCCAUCUCCCCCGAUUCCCCGCGCGGCAUCAGCGGUAUCUCGUCUCUUCCAAUCGCCCUUCAAACCCUCGUGCAGGCCACCGAGUAUCCCCCCGAGACACCCAUCUUACUGCAGAUGACCACCACUAAAGUCAUCAUGAUUGUCGACACCGUCUCCCCGACCCCCUUUGCCCUCCUGCGCCGCGCCAAGAACUUCGAGUAUCGCGACAGCGAUCGCCACCUGCAGGAGUUUGCCAGCUUUGAUGACCCAAUUCAGGCCUUGACCGAUGAGUGUCUGCGUGUGCUGCGCUGCAUCUCCUCUCUGAACCAAUCCGCGGUCUCUAGCUCCAAGACCUCCACGAGUCUGCGUGACGCCUCGUGGUCCCGCUUCGAGGACAUUGGUUUUGGCGGCGCCAUCGAGUCCGACAUGGAUGACGAGAGCUCCGAAGUGACCACGACCCGCGCCGAGUUUGGGGGCAUCAGCGGUGGCCUCCGUUCAGCCCCCCACUCGAUAAACGGGGACCUCGGCCGCCCAACCACCCCUUCCUGGGCCGAUUUCAUGUCCUCUGGGUUUUCGGACGAGAAUGGCAUCCGGCAACCGCCGCCGCUGCUCCUACCUCCCGACAAGGUCCUGCCCCCCAUCGCCACCGUUCGUGGCCAGAGCUCCCAGUCGCACAAGCGUUCCUUCGAUAUGGGCGGGGACCCCACCCUCCAGCCCGGCGAGCUGGCCAGCAUCACGAACUUUGAUCUGGACGACUCCUUCUGGUGGGUCUGGAUCAGCAGUCUGGCUGGCGAGGAGCCGGCGGUGCGCAAGGCGGUCUUUGGCCGCUGCGCCCUGCUGGAAACCAUCAUCCAGGGCACCAAGUGGCUCGUGCUUGAGGAACAGGUCAAGGGAGCCGCCCCGGAACCCGAUCCGAAUGCCUACAUUGUCGAAAAGAAGCGCUUCUUUGGCUUCACCACCCGUAAGACCAAGCUGAACCGCAGCAAAUCCUCGGCCAAAAAGAUCGCCGGCGCCGCCGCUUCUUCGGUCGAGGACUCGUACCGCCGGACCAACAACCCUGGCUCCCAGAGCAAGACCAGCAUUGCCCCGGAUCAGCACGCCCGCAUCCAGGCCGCCGCCGCCGCCCUGCAGCGGAAACAUCGCGAGGAGCAGGAGGCUACCAACGGCCGACAGACCCAGGUGCCGGAUGAUGCCUAUUCCACCAAGACGAAUUCCAUGAUGACACUGCAGCCGACGAUCAUGAAUGAGGCUUCGCAUGCGCUCAAGUGGGCCAGCAACUACGACAAGAAUGCCUACCGAACGGCCUACCUGGCCGACAGCCGCGCCGGCACGGGUCUCAUGGCUGAAAAGCCCCUUGAGAAGGUCUCUAGCCAUGGUCCCCCGUCACCGACCACGACCAAGCAACCUCCGCCGGCACCCGUGGCGGCAGCCGCAGUGUCCGCAGUGUCAGCACCAGCCGCCGCCGCAGCAGCAGACAAGGAUGUUCUUCCCCCGACCCCUACUUCUCCUACGACGGUGGUUCCUGAGACGGUCCCGGUUAGUUCUCCUCCCGUGCAGUCUGAGGUGAAGACCCCCGCGGAAUCAGCACCGAAAAAAUCCGGCGAGUCAGUUGAAGACCCGCACAAGAAGUUACAGAAGAAGAAGCCGGUCGCCACCGGGUUGAAGGGCAUGUUUGGCACCGGUAAGAAGAAGGGGGAUCACCCCCCAAUGAGACCGACGGAGGCUGAGCCGUCGGCUGUCGCCGCCGCGCGCGCGGCGCUCGAAGGCAAGGCCCGGGCUGCCGAGCAGUCCGUCAGCCCUCCAUCAAAAACGACUCCGCCCCCUACCCGAGUGCCUGGCUUGAAGAAGAAGCCCGUCCCCACGGACGAUGACACUGCUGUUACUGUUCAGCCCGCUACCAGCCCGGAGCCUCCCACGUCUCCUCGUGCCGCACCCGCAACCGAAGCAGCGACGGCGGCCGCCACGCAGCGUUACGAUGGCCCCCCACGCACUCGGCGAAACAUGGAAACCGAUGCCCUCUCACGGGUGGGCACUAACGAGCAAGCGGCUGCCGAUCGGGAGUUCUCGCGGUUCGAUCAAGGACCGCUGACGGAGCAGCCUGCCUUUGUACCGGAGGACUCGCCGGUGAUAGAGGAGGCCUCGGUGGCAUCUCAGGAGGAAGCUCCCUCCUCGCCCAGCAAAGGCGUGGAUGGAGAGGCCUCAUCGACGAUUCCGGCGGCAGCGGCGGCGUCCUACGACCGGUGGGCGCAGAUCCGCAAGAAUGCGGCCGAAAGGGCGGCGAUGCAGAGCGAAGAAGUUGCCACCCGAUAUAGCCAAGACCGGACGGAUGAUGGUGACACCAGCGGAGAAGAGACCAUUGAAUCGCGUGUUGCUCGGAUCAAGGCCCGUGUAGCUGAGCUGACCGGUAACAUGGAAGCCGCUCGAUAGUUCUUCAGCUCUUUGUUGUUGUUGUUGUUGUUGUUGUUGUUGCUGUUGUUGUUUCCCCCUUCUUUUCCCCGUCUUCAUCUCCUACUGCUAUUCCUUGUUCUCUUGUCUUUUUCCUUAUGAUUCUGC
Penicilliopsis zonata CBS 506.65 is the source of this 3454-nucleotide messenger RNA. RefSeq lists its product as hypothetical. Lineage: Eukaryota; Fungi; Ascomycota; Eurotiomycetes; Eurotiales; Aspergillaceae. The record is from RefSeq and is a predicted model, not a curated record. Bases 209 to 3328 code for a protein of 1039 amino acids. The transcript is spliced from 6 exons.